AAUGAUCUGGGAUAUAUGAAUUUGUCACUUCCGUUUUGGAAGAGAUGCGUGCAGGAGCCAGGUGUGUUGCUGAGGUCGAAGGAGUACAAUGUGAUUGGUUCUCUGCUAACUGUGGAGCUCACCAAGGACAUGUGCUUGCGCCUUUCAGAAUUGCUCUCGGCUUUCCCUCUGAAACCGUGCUCACAGUGUCACGCACGAUGGUCUUAUUCUAGGGGGAAGAUCAGUGAAUUUCGUUCCCGUGCUUUACCUAGGUCUGAAAACAGCAUAGACGAUGGCAUCGACGAAAUCAAAAUCAACUUCAACGCUACUGCGUUGACCAGCACGGUCACUGAAACGCAAGAAUUCGAAACCACGGGUAGGAAUGCGACGACGCUGAAACCGAAUGAUUACAUCUAUGCGUCCAGUGAAAAUUUCAAUACAUCUAACGACGAUUCCGCAAACUUAACUACGUGUAUACAAACAGAAGUCGACCUUGUGAUCUUGAUGGACAGCUCGGGUAGCUCAGAGCCGGUUUUCGACGAAUACAAGAGGAUAGCCAGCAGAGUGAUCGAGACCGUUCCGAUAAGCCAUACCGCGACGUUGGUCAGCCUGAUUCAGUACAGUACGUAUGCAAUCGUCCGUCAGUGGUUCGACGUUGACCAGACGACCGAAAGCGUAGUUCGGCUAAUCCAAAACCUGGAGCUGAAAGGCGGAGUCACGGAAACCGCGGACGCCGUUGCCCUGGCGAUGCGACAGUUCGACUUCGCGAGACGGCUGCACUCUAGAAAACUGAUCAUCAUGUUCACCGAUGGCAAUUCAAACGAUCCCUGGUUGAAAGCUGUUUCGGCCGCAUCGGCACUGCACACUAUGGGCGCCCAGGUUAUCAUCUAUGCUGAUGGCAACCCUCUGGGCGAGAGUGAAAUUAAACUGUACGUCGGCACUGACGGAAUCGUUGUUCACAAAGGAGGCGAAGACCACCUGUACAAGAAAACGAGAGAGUUCGCGUACAACUGCACAACCACCUCAGCUGUAGCUUUCUAG
Messenger RNA from Soboliphyme baturini, 1020 nucleotides. NCBI's taxonomy places the organism in Eukaryota, Metazoa, Nematoda, Enoplea, Dioctophymatida, Soboliphymatidae. The record is from the annotation of a GenBank genome assembly.